CAUCCCUCCCUCCUCAUCCGCCUCAGCCGCUACAGGAGAGGAGAGAGGGAGAAGAGUGCGGCUGAAUGUGAACGACAUGUCUACAGUCAGCCUCUAAAGUGUUUUCUCGGUCGUUUCUUAAUUCUUUGGCGGCGGACUGAGUGAGUAUUACCCGCAUCCCUGCUCUGCUAAACGUCGCUGUGUGGAUCAGAGAGGCUGGUGGGGAGAGACAGACAAUGAGGAAUGCAAUUGGAUUGCGUUACUCUGCCAAAGGAUUUUCAUACAUAGCCUGUGCGAUGAAGGGCCGAUGCUGGGCUGUAGCCCCAGGCUGUUGAGCUGAAAGGGAGAAGCAGUAGGAUGCAGUGGGUCACACUGGCAGUGGCCCUGGGGUGUGUGUGCCUGUCCCAGGCAUCGCACAGCCCCACCCCUACCCCCACCUCUACACACACCCCUCUGGUAGACAACUCAGAGGAGGAAGUGGAUGAGCCGUGCUUUGAGCCGUGCACGUGUGAGGUCAAGGAAGGCGUGCUGCACGUACACUGUGAUGGGCGGGGAUUCACUAAUGCCAGCCAGGUGUCACAGUCAUGGGUCCGCCCUUUCAAACUCAACCUCCAGAGGAACUCUUUGAGACGUCUCUAUAGCAACGGGUUUCAGCACCUUGGCAACGCAGUGUCGAUAAACCUUGGCAACAAUGCACUCCAGGACAUCCGAGUGGGAGCCUUUCAUGGGCUGGCCAAAUUGAAACGUCUGUACCUCCACGAAAACAAGCUAGAAGUCUUCAGAAAUGACACCUUUGCUGGUUUAGAGGCUCUGGAAUACCUCCAGGCUGACUACAACGUGAUCAAACGAAUUGACAGCGGUGCUCUGAGGUUUCUCUAUAAGCUCCGGGUUCUCAUCCUGAAUGACAACCUGAUUCCUGUCUUGCCUGCUCAUCUGUUCAGAUCUGUGUCUCUGACUCAUUUGGACCUGCGGGGAAACCGUCUGAAGAGCCUGGCAUAUGCUGGAACCCUGGAGUACGUUGGUCGUUCCCUCAUGGAGCUACAGCUGGAGGAGAAUCCCUGGAACUGUGGCUGCGAAGCAGUGCAGCUGCAGCAGUGGUUGGGUCAGAUCCCCUACACGGCUGUAGUUGGGGACGUAACCUGCGAAUACCCCUUCCACCUUCAUGGUAAGGACCUGAGGGAAAUCCCCCGCAAAGAGCUGUGUGUUGACCUGCCAGAUAAAGAGCUACAAGGAGAGCGGGGUGGUCAAUCUGCAGGAUCACAGCCCCAGCCCUUCCCUCCUAAAUCUAAACCUAAUUCACACCCUGGGCGAGCAAGGCCGACUAAACCUUCCUCUAUGGUGCACGGUUCCCGUCAGAACACUCAUACUUCCUCCACUUCUUCCUCGUCUUCCUCAGCAGAACGUAAAGACAGGGAGAGACAGCCAAGGCCAACUAAAAGGCCACGACCUUCCAGAACAUCCCCAACAUCUCGCAGUCUGAUGCCCAACCAGAAUCCACCUGUGGCCGGCUACCAAACAAGACCCCCUAUCCCUAUCAUCUGUCCCCUGGGCUGCACUUGCAACCUGCACAUCACGGACCUGGGCCUCACCGUGAACUGUAAAGAGAGUGGCUUCCAUAAUGUGUCCCAGCUCACACCUCGGCCCCUCAAUGGCCGCAAGCUCUACUUGAGUGGAAAUUUAAUUCAGAGGAUCUACCGCACAGACUUCUGGAAUUUUUCCAGCCUCGAUCUGCUACACCUGGGAAACAACCGCAUCUCGUAUCUCCAGGAGGGGGCCUUUUCCAGCCUGAUGAGCCUGAGGAGUCUCUACCUGAAUGGAAACAACCUGGAAAGACUAAGCCCCCAUAUGUUUCUGGGGCUGCAGAAUCUAAGGUACCUUUACUUUGAGUACAAUGAGAUACGUGAGAUAGAUCCCGGUACCUUUGACUCCAUGCCGUCUCUUCAGUUGUUGUUUCUCAAUGCCAACCUGUUGCGGAACCUCCCUCUUGGCGUCUUCUCUAGAGUCAAUCUGGCUCGGCUCAACCUGAGAAACAAUCACCUCCUGCAGCUUCCUAUGGAGGGAGUGCUGGAACACCUCAAGGGACUGGUACAGGUGGACCUGCAGCAGAACCCGUGGGAGUGCAACUGUGAAGCAGCGCCACUGAAGCGUUGGCUGGAGGGGCUUAGUGCUGUGGUUGUGGUGGGAGAGGUGGUGUGCCAUUCCCCAGAAAAAACCAAAAGUAUAGACCUGCGCUCCCUCUCCAUGGAGCUCCUCUGCCCUGAGUUGGAGCCCCAGGAGGAUCAGGAGCAGGAAGAGCAGACUGCAACCUCCACAGCUGCAGACAAAGGCGUAUCGGUUGGCUACCCCAGCACAGGGGUGGGACCCCUUAUCCCUUCAGAUUCAAUCCCUCUGUCGGUGUUAGUGCUCAGCCUGCUGGUGUUGUUUGUCUCUGCAUUCUUCGCAGCGGCGGCACUAAUCGCCUACGCCCUGAGGAGGAGGGACAAGCUGCCGUUCCGUCGCCAGGGAGAGGUAGAUUUGGCUGGCAUCCAGAUGGAAUGUGGAAUUUUCACUGAGCAGGCGCACCACCACCACCACCAUCAUCAUCAUCAUCAUGGUCUGCAAGAGAAACCACCUUUGCCUCCAUCUGAACACAACCACGUCUAUGACACCAUCUUGCCCCCAGAGGCUGCGUCCAAAAGCCCCGACCCUGCUGCGGUCUCACUUGUGUGUAGCAGCCAGAUGUACAAAGACGAGCAGGACAAAGAGGUGAAACAGCGACUGCAGCAGCAACAGACAUUUGCAUCUUCCAAAGAAUGUGAGGGGGGAUACAUCUCUUCAGCAGAGAAGGAGAGGGAGUGGGCUCUGGAGGUGUCCUCAUCACCCAUCAGCACUGUCACAGGAGCAAUAGGACCACUUGCCGGCCUCCAUGGUAACGGCAUCCUGUGCCCCACAGUUAUCGACAGCCAGGGCCCCACUCCAAAGGUGGAACUGGUGGACUGCCUCUUCAGACUCCCCACCCCGGAGUUCAGAGAUCUGCCGGACAGGUACGCGAGGCCACCACCCCGCUACCCUCAAAGCCAAGACUCCAAACAGGAAGCAAGGUCCGACCAAACACUUGUGGUCACCACCACCAGCUCCACAGCAGGCGGUGGUCACAGCAGCCAGAGCGAGCAAGGAACCGGAGAGCAGAGAGUCAGACAGAGGACCACACCAGACUACAUGGAAGUGCUGGACCGCUCUUACCAGUUUUAAUACCCUCUCCGCCUCCUCCUUCUUUUGCUUCCCAUCUUCUGUUGUCUCUUCAUCAUCUCCCUUUGUGGUGAUGAAUCACCCAGUAACAAUGACUCCUGUACAGAGGUUGGCUUUGAGAGGAGCAUGUGGGGGAGUGGGACUACACUACACACUAUGUUUAUUCCUGGAGCUGAGGUCAGUUUUUGUAUUUUCCCCACUACUGGCAUAUAUAGGUUGGUAUUUGGCACGGAUUAGCUGAUCCCAGAUCUCUGCCUGAAGGCAAAACUUCGCUGCAGAGUUACCACAGUAUUAUUUUUUUCCCUCCACACUACAGUUUUAUUACUCAGCGCCUCAAUUAGCAGGAUGCAGCGUGGUGGUGGGCGUUCAUGUUAUCUCUCUCAAAAAACCCGUGUGGAGGUCAAACACACCAGCUCUUACCAACAUCAAACAUAGUCAUAAACUAUGACAGCUGGAAGGUGUUGGAAUGAGCUGGGUGCGCACGUAAGACAAGAAAAAGACAGAGACAAAACAAGAAGAAGAGAAAUAACUGAAUAUAGCCAAGUGCCUUAGCAAUGAACAGCCAGCAGCAGUGUGGUCAAUGCUUAUUUUUCUAUGAAAACAGAUCUAUUUAUCUAAACAAAGAGGUUUGACUACCAAUGGAUGGGACCCUAAUGGAUGACUGAAAGUAAAACCAAUCAAACCACGAAGAAUAAUUGCAUUCCCUGGAUGAGCCAAAAAUAAUAAUAUACCCAGUCAGUAUUGGAGUUGUUUGUACUCAGUUCUGUUCAUUUUCCUCAUCUCAUCCAGUUAACUUUGUUUGAUUAUCCAGUUUAAUUAUUAACGUGACAUGUGACAGAGGACUUAUUCAGUAAUAGUUGUUUGCUGAGAUAAAGAAGAAGAAGAAUUUAGAAACAAUAUAUUUUUUUUUAUUUUUAAAUUGUAUUUUGUUUCAACACAAGACUAAAUAAAAGGGUGGUCGAUUUACAGAAGGACACUGUGGCAAUGGAUACAUUUUGGAUUUUUUAACCAGCUGGAUUCAAUGGGAAGGACCUCCACUUCAUACUUUCUUUUCAUUGGACAAAGGCACAGAAGUUAUUGUGUUGAUUUUUAAGUAUUUUUCAGAGGAAAAUUGAACUGCAAAAAAAAAAAAAAAAAAAAAAAAAAAAAAGAGAACAACAGAAAAAAAAACAGGACAUAACAGGUUGUUUUUUUUCUUUGUUUGUUCAAAAAAGAAAAAAAGACACUUCUAUCAACUAUUGAUUCAUAUCUUUUAUGGAGGUACCUUUUUAUGCUUUCAUCUCCUACAAUAGUAGAGGCAGUUGUGAAUAUAUUUAUUCUUAGUUUUUGCGUGUUGAAGCUCUCCUGUAAGGGAUCAUGUUAUAUUAAUGUAUAGGAUGAUUCUGCAUCUGGUUCAGCCUUCUUACCGCCGACCCACAAAAUACAAUAAAGGGUGCUACAUAUAAA
Melanotaenia boesemani (Boeseman's rainbowfish) is the source of this 4653-nucleotide messenger RNA. Its product is annotated as SLIT and NTRK-like protein 3. The record is from RefSeq and is a predicted model, not a curated record. The transcript is spliced from 7 exons. Gene Ontology annotation, cellular component: GABA-ergic synapse; postsynaptic density membrane. Gene Ontology annotation, molecular function: protein binding. NCBI's taxonomy places the organism in Eukaryota, Metazoa, Chordata, Actinopteri, Atheriniformes, Melanotaeniidae. Gene Ontology annotation, biological process: axonogenesis; regulation of presynapse assembly; positive regulation of synapse assembly. Bases 337 to 3210 code for a protein of 957 amino acids.